Messenger RNA from Otolemur garnettii (small-eared galago), 609 nucleotides. Its product is annotated as centromere protein S. The record is from RefSeq and is a predicted model, not a curated record. NCBI's taxonomy places the organism in Eukaryota, Metazoa, Chordata, Mammalia, Primates, Galagidae. Gene Ontology annotation, biological process: resolution of meiotic recombination intermediates; replication fork processing. The transcript has 5 exons. Bases 99 to 512 code for a protein of 137 amino acids. Gene Ontology annotation, cellular component: Fanconi anaemia nuclear complex; FANCM-MHF complex. Gene Ontology annotation, molecular function: protein heterodimerization activity; chromatin binding.
CGGCCCGUCGCUCCCGCUCCCGCGGGAAAAUCCGACUGAGGCGUCGGGGCCACCGCCCCUUUCUGCCCUCUCUUGCUUGCCUGAGGCUGCCGGCUGUGAUGGAGGAGGAAACGGCAGAGGAGCAGCAGCAAUUCUCUUACCAACAGAGGCUAAAGGCAGCAGUUCACUAUACUGUAGGUCGUCUGUGUGAGGAAGUUGCAGUGGACAAAGAGAUGCAGUUCAGCAAACAGACCAUUGCAGCGAUUUCGGAGAUGACCUUUCGGCAGUGUGAAAAUUUUGCCAAAGACCUUGAAAUGUUUGCAAGACAUGCAAAAAGAAGCACAAUUACCACUGAAGAUGUGAAGCUGUUAGCCAGGAGGAGUAAUUCACUGGUAAAAUACAUUACAGAGAAAAGUGAAGAGAUUGCUCAGAUUAACCUAGAACGAAAGGCAAAGAAGAAAAAGAAGUUAGAGGAUGAAAACAAAAAUGUAAAUGAGCCAGCAGAGGCUGGAGCAGAAGAAAAUGAGGAUUAAACUCUCUCAACACAUGGAAAAUGCAGUUUUUAGCAGGUAGAGUCACCUAGAAAUGUGUAUUGUCACAAAAAGAAUUUUGAAGGGAUAAAUAGAAAUU